This is a messenger RNA of Populus euphratica (Euphrates poplar), 3226 nucleotides long. Its product is annotated as probable LRR receptor-like serine/threonine-protein kinase At4g08850. NCBI's taxonomy places the organism in Eukaryota, Viridiplantae, Streptophyta, Magnoliopsida, Malpighiales, Salicaceae. Gene Ontology annotation, molecular function: protein binding; ATP binding; protein kinase activity. The record is from RefSeq and is a predicted model, not a curated record. Gene Ontology annotation, biological process: protein phosphorylation. Bases 1 to 3135 code for a protein of 1044 amino acids. The transcript has 3 exons.
AUGACGACGUCCUUACUAAACAAUCCAUUCUUCUCCUCCUUUCUCCACAUCCUGUUUUUGCUCCUUCACAUAUUCAACUCUUCUUCUUUCUUUGCUCUAGCUGAACACACUUCCUCCACAACUUCGCUAUCUGGUAAUAAUAAUACAGAAGCUAAGGCUCUUCUCCAAUGGAAAGCCAGUCUUGACAACCAAAGCCAAUCUGUCCUUUCUUCUUGGGUCGGCAUCAGCCCUUGCAUUAACUGGAUUGGAAUCACCUGUGGCAAUUCUGGAAGCGUCACCAAUUUGACACUUGAAAGUUUUGGCUUGAGAGGUACGCUUGAUGAUUUCAACUUCUCGACCUUCCGUAAUCUUUUUGUUCUUGACCUUGCGAACAAUUCUCUUUCUGGAACCAUCCCACAUGAAAUUGGGAAAUUAAGAAACUUAGCUCUCCUUAAUCUCUACGUGAACCAACUUUCUGGCUCCAUUCCUCGAGAAAUUGGGUUGUUAGAGUCUCUCAAUGAACUUAACUUGGCAAGUAAUGUUUUAACCGGUAGAAUCCCUUAUUCCAUUGGAAAAUUAAGAAAUUUAUCUUUCCUAGCUCUGUCUACGAACGAACUCUCUGGUCCCAUCCCUUCUUCUAUUGGAAACUUGACAAACCUAUCUGAGCUUUAUCUUUGGGAUAACAAACUCUCUGGUCCUAUCCCUUCUUCUAUUGGAAACUUGACAAGCUUAUUCCUACUCUAUGUUUGGGGUAACAAACUUUCUGGUUCCAUUCCUCAGGAAAUUAUGUUGUUAGAGUCUCUCAAUUACCUUGACUUGUCGAGUAAUAUUUUAACCGGUAGAAUCCCUUAUUCCAUUGGAAAAUUAAAAAAAUUAUCUUUUCUUGGUCUUUCUUAUAACCAACUCUCUGGUCCCAUCCCUUCUUCUAUUAGAAACUUAACAAGCAUAUCUGAGCUCUAUCUUGGGCAUAACAAACUCUCUAGUCCCAUUCCUCAGGAAAUUGGGUUGCUAGAAUCUCUCUAUCACCUUGCCUUGUCAGGUAACAAAUUUCACGGCCCAUUGCCCUCAGAGAUGAACAAUCUCACCCAUUUGAAGGUUUUGGUUUUGGAUACCAACGAAUUCACGGGUCAUUUGCUGGCAGAUUUAUGCCAUGGAGGAGUAUUGAAAAUCUUUACUGCUUCCCACAACUACUUCUCAGGUUCAAUCCCGGAAAGCUUGAAAAACUGUACUGGUUUACACCGACUAAGACUUGACUGGAAUCAGUUAACAGGAAAUAUUUCUGAGGUUUUUGGUGUCUAUCCACGUCUGCGUUAUAUUGAUUUGAGUUACAAUAAUUUUUAUGGUGAGCUCUCUUCAAAAUGGGGAGAUUGUCGUAACAUGACAAGCCUAAAAAUCUCAAACAAUAAUGUUUCUGGUGAGAUACCACCAGAGCUUGGGAAGGCUACUCAAUUACAAGUGAUAGAUGUGUCAUCAAAUCAGUUAAAAGGAGCUAUCCCAAAAGAUUUAGGGGGUUUGAAGUUGUUGUACAAGCUUCUCCUUAACAACAACAAUCUUUCAGGUGCCAUUCCCUUAGAUAUUAAGAUGCUUUCCAAUCUUCAAUUCCUUAAUUUAGCAUCUAAUAAUCUGAGUGGAUUGAUUCCAAAACAACUUUGUGAAUGCUCGAAUUUAUUGUUGCUGAACCUCAGCGGUAAUAAAUUUAGAGAAAGCAUUCCAGGUGAGAUAGGCUUUCUACUUUCUCUUCGAGAUCUUGAUCUUAGCUGCAAUUUCCUGACUCGAGAGAUACCGAGGCAACUUGGGCAACUGCAAAGGUUGGAAACUCUGAAUGUCUCUCACAACAUGCUUUCUGGACGGAUUCCGAGCACUUUCAAAGACAUGUUAAGCUUAACAACUGUGGAUAUAUCAUCCAAUAAGCUACAAGGCCCGAUCCCCGAUAUCAAAGCCUUCCACAACGCUUCAUUUGAGGCAUUAAGGGAUAAUAUGGGUAUCUGUGGCAACGCCAGUGGUCUAAAGCCGUGCAUUCUUCCAAGAAGCAGCAAAACUGUCAAGAGAAAGAGCAACAAGCUUGUGGUUUUGAUUGUACUUCCUCUUUUAGGAAGCUUGCUUUUAGUGCUUGUUGUGAUUGGAGCUUUAUUCAUUCUCUGCAAAAGAGCUAGGAAGAGAAUCGCUGAGCCAGAAAAUGAACAAGAUCGAAACAUAUUCACGAUAUUGGGCCAUGAUGGGAAGAAGUUGUAUGAGAACAUCGUUGAAGCUACGGAGGAAUUCAACUCCAACUACUGCAUUGGCGAAGGAGGAUAUGGGACUGUUUAUAAAGCAGUGAUGCCAGCAGAACAGGUGGUUGCUGUGAAGAAACUUCACCGGUCACAAACAGAAAAGUUGUCCGAUUUUAAAGCUUUUGAAAAGGAAGUUUGCGUGUUGGCAAAUAUUCGACAUCGAAAUAUUGUGAAAAUGUAUGGAUUUUGCUCACAUGCAAAGCAUUCUUUUUUGGUUUACGAGUUCAUUGAAAGAGGAAGCUUGAGAAAGAUUAUAAGCAGUGAGGAACAAGCAAUUGAGUUAGAUUGGAUGAAAAGGCUAAACGUUGUGAAAGGGGUGGGUGGAGCUUUAUCCUAUCUACACCAUUCUUGCUCUCCUCCGAUCAUUCAUCGAGACAUUACCAGCAAUAAUAUCCUUCUGGACAUGGAAUAUGAAGCACACGUCUCCGACUUUGGCACAGCUAGAUUGUUGAUGCCUGACUCAUCCAACUGGACCUCAUUUGCAGGUACUUUUGGAUAUACUGCUCCAGAGCUAGCUUACACAAUGAAGGUGACUGAAAAAUGCGAUGUCUACAGCUUCGGAGUGGUAACAAUGGAGGUGAUGACAGGAAGGCACCCAGGCGAUCUCAUUUCAGCACUCCUAUCACCAGGAUCUUCGUCAUCAUCGUCGAUGCCACCGAUUGCUCAGCAUACUCUAUUGAAGGAUGUGUUAGACCACCGCAUCUCGCUUCCUAAAAAAGAAGCAGCAGAGGGCGUUGUCCACAUGAUGAAAAUUGCACUUGCAUGCUUGCAACCCAAUCCCCAAUCUCGGCCUACAAUGGAAAAAAUUUCUUUCGAGCUGACAACCAAGUGGCCUCCACUGCCCAAGGCAUUUUCCACAAUAAGUUUGGGAGAUCUCUUCUCAUAGUGUAUAACUACUUCUAUUCGAUUAUCAAUUGGAACGAUAAUUAUUUGUAAUAUGAACUUCAUUUCUUUCAAAUUAUGAUGGCACUGUUUUA